GGCGCCGCGAGAAACGCCCUAAAGAGGAGGGAGAGAGGGAGGGAGACCGCGGCUCCGGAGAGCGAGAGCGAGCUGAAGCUGCCUGCCGGCGGAGAGGAGGAGCGGGGCGAGGACGAGGAGGAGCGGGGCGAGGCGCAGGCGAGGCUGAGACCCGGGGCGCGCGCACUUCUCCGCAAAGUGCCAACUUCCCGGGAGAGUGCCGGGCGCGCACCUUCUGGGCGCGGGGAAAAGUCAGCGGCAAUCUGAAAUCUUAGGGAAGAAAGUCGGAUCCCCCCCCCCCUCCCGUCCCCUUUUCCCCUGUUACUAAUCCCCAUUAAAAAGACAAACAACAAGAAUAACAGCAAACUUGCCAUAAUCCUGUCUGACCCCCACUCCUGGCACCAUGAAGGCGGCCGUCGAUCUCAAACCGACUCUCACUAUCAUCAAGACGGAAAAAGUCGAUCUGGAGCUUUUCCCCUCCCCGGAUAUGGAAUGUGCUGAUGUCCCACUGUUAACUCCAAGCAGCAAAGAAAUGAUGUCUCAAGCGUUAAAAGCUACUUUCAGUGGUUUCUCUAAAGAACAGCAACGACUGGGAAUUCCCAAAGACCCCCGGCAGUGGACAGAAACCCAUGUGCGGGACUGGGUGAUGUGGGCUGUGAAUGAGUUCAGCCUGAAAGGUGUGGACUUCCAGAAGUUCUGUAUGAAUGGAGCAGCUCUCUGUGCGCUAGGGAAAGACUGCUUUCUCGAGCUGGCCCCGGACUUCGUCGGGGACAUUCUGUGGGAACAUCUCGAAAUCCUGCAGAAAGAGGAUGUGAAACCAUAUCAAGUUAAUGGAGUGAACCCUACCUAUCCAGAAUCCCGCUAUACCUCGGAUUACUUCAUUAGUUAUGGUAUCGAGCAUGCUCAGUGCGUUCCUCCCUCGGAGUUCUCAGAGCCUAGCUUCAUUACAGAGUCCUACCAGACUCUCCAUCCCAUCAGCUCAGAGGAACUCCUCUCCCUCAAGUAUGAGAACGACUACCCCUCGGUCAUUCUCCGGGACCCUCUGCAGACAGACACUUUGCAGACGGACUACUUCACCAUCAAACAAGAAGUUGUAACCCCAGACAACAUGUGCAUGGGGAGGACCAGUCGUGGUAAGCUCGGAGGCCAGGACUCUUUUGAGAGCGUGGAGAGCUACGACAGUUGUGACCGCCUCACCCAGUCCUGGAGCAGCCAGUCCUCUUUCAACAGCCUGCAGCGCGUCCCCUCUUAUGACAGCUUCGACUCAGAGGACUAUCCAGCCGCCCUGCCCAACCACAAGCCCAAGGGCACCUUCAAGGACUAUGUGCGUGACCGUGCUGACCUCAACAAGGACAAGCCUGUCAUUCCUGCUGCCGCCCUGGCGGGCUACACAGGCAGUGGACCAAUCCAGCUGUGGCAGUUUCUUCUGGAAUUACUCACUGAUAAAUCCUGUCAGUCUUUUAUCAGCUGGACCGGAGAUGGCUGGGAAUUCAAGCUUUCUGAUCCAGAUGAGGUGGCCAGGAGAUGGGGAAAAAGGAAAAACAAACCUAAGAUGAAUUAUGAGAAACUGAGCCGCGGCCUCCGCUACUAUUAUGACAAAAACAUCAUCCACAAGACAGCGGGUAAACGCUAUGUGUACCGCUUUGUGUGUGAUUUGCAGAGCCUCCUCGGGUACACGCCCGAGGAACUCCACGCCAUGCUGGACGUCAAGCCCGAUGCCGACGAGUGAUGGACACCAAAGGGGUCGGGGCACCUCUGCUGAGACAUUUCGAAGAACAACCACGUCGGUCGGACUCUUAAUUUUUAAUUGUUAUUCUAUUUUUAAUUUUCCAGAACUCAUUUUUUUUACAUUCAGGGGUGGGCGCUAAGUGGGCUGCAGCUAUAAUCAAUUGUGCGCAGUUGGAAAAGGACGGCCAGGACUUGAGGGGUGGGGGGGACAAGAAAUUCUUGAGCAAAUUUUCAGGACAGAGAGAAGGGUCUUCUUAAGAAGCUUGAAGAAUCUGGCUUAAGGGAGGAGACUAAUGUGUCCCAUUAUUUUUAAAAGUCAUCCGUGAAAACAAUGCGUCUCGAGUGGUGGACCUAUUAGCAAAAGAAGUUGACACGUCAGGAGUCAUGAGACCCAUGAGAGACAAUUUAUUUGCUUUUGUUUUUAGGUCUGGGAGGGCAAAAAAGAGGGAGGUGGGAUAAAACAUUUUGUUUGGGGGAUGCACUAAAAACCAAGGACUAUUUACCUUUUACUCUACUUUGAAAACAAAGAUAGACUUCAGUGGGGAGGGUCCAAAACUGUUUUUGUGUUAAAAUUUUAUUUUAUUAAAUUUUGUGCCAGUAUUUUUUUUCUUAAAAAAUCGUCUUAAGCUCUAAGGUGGUCUCAGUAUUGUGGUUUCAUGCGAGUUUGUUUUUAUUUGCCGACUGAGGAUUCUGUCACAGUGAAAGGAAACUGUUUAUAUAGACCCCACUGGAAACGCAAAGUGCUGUCACUCAGAUCGGGGAUCCCAAAUUCAUGUGACUUCUAUAUGAAGGAAAAAAAAAAACCAAUGCUGAUUUGGGUACAAGGGACCUGUGCAUGUGAAUUUCAUCUGUAUUUUAAAAACUGAUCACACCUCUCUACUUACUUGUCAUUAGUGGAUUCUCGGGGUUUGGGCUUAACGUUGAGUUAAGAAGCAUUAAGUCUUUGAACUGAAUGUAUUUUGCCGCCCUGGUUUUGGACCCCAGUAAAUGUAGGAGCACUGUUGAAGUCAUAGAAUGGAUAUCGAAGGAGGAGGACUGACUUGGUUCUUAAUGGGUUCUAUACCUGUAACAUACAGAACUUGGAAGAAAAGCUGUGUGCACGGGCAUUAUCCCUCAGGUCUUAAGAAGUAAGUCCUGAAUGCAUGUCAUUGUAAACCCUACACUUCCUCCUUUAUGUCUGAUUUUCCCGGCAUCCCAUACUUACUGCUUACCCCCUCGUCCCGCCCCCCCCCCCCCCAUGACUCAGUAGAGAGAAAUGUACAGCUUUCCAAUUGGUGAGUGAAAGAGGAGUGGCAGACGUGACGUGAGUUGAAGAGUGUCGGACAAAGCCAUUUAGACGUACUGAGUUUGGGGAACAGUGGAGACUAGGGUUGCAUAGGAGUAAAAAUGUGGCUUGGCCGUCUUUGAGAGAAGUACAAGGCUUUCCUUUGAAGAGUUUGAGCUAGUUGAGUCAGACGUCAGGUGAGGCUGUGCAUGCAGAGUGAACAGUGCAGACACUAGGAGAGCCCUGUGCUUGGAUCAGGGUUAAGUGAAGGGUAAUAAUUGCAGAAGAGAGAAAUGAAGGCAAAGGAAACAUAAGAAAAGGAGCUUGGAAAAAUAAGGUGGUCUGUGAGAUUCGAAUAUGCUAUACUAAAAACUAUAGUUUUUAGUUCCUCCAAAGUUUAACAAGAAACUUAAUCACCUGGGGCAGUGGUGAAGGGUGGUCUGAAAAAUGUGUGGAUUUUUUAGGGGGGAGGGAAACCAGCAUCUAACCAGUGAGGAAAAGUGCCUAAUACAGUUGAACCCCGGCCCCCCACCAUAGAUGCCUGAUUUAAAAAUAUUUUUAAGUGUUUAUUUGUUUUUGAGAGAGAUACAGAGUGCAAGCGGGGGAGGGGCAGAGAGAGGGGGAGACACACACACACACACACACACACACACACACACACACAGAAUCUGUAGAGGCUCCAGGCUCUGAGCUGUCAGCACAGAGCCCAACGUGAGGCUCGAACUCACCAACUGCAAGAUCAUGACCUGAGCCGGAGUCGGAUGCUUAGCCGACUGAGCCACCCAGGCGUCCCAUAGAUACCUGAUUUAAAAGGAUGAUGAUAGAGAGUUAGCUCUCUCGGACCAGUGGGCAAGGCGAAGAAACAUUUUAGGUGGGUUUCUCAGGGGCUAGCCCUUCUUGGGAUCUGGCUGAGAAACAGGAGGUACUAACUACCUGCUGGCUUAUCUUCGAGAACGUGGAUUGUUUACUCCCAGGUCCUCUUACAGACCCUGAAUGAUCAGGAACUUAGCUCUGUGAUUCAUGAGUUUCCUCAUACUGAUAAAUCAGAGCAUCCACUUGGAAAGCAAAAGCAGAAUUGGCCCAGCUGUGUAUUUUGAUCUUCUUCCGGAUGCAGGUGCCUUAAUGAAGCUCUCGAAAUAUUUUAGGAGCUGCUCAGGGAGUAUUAGGCGGAACUGUUGGACUACAUUGUUUUCUCUUAGAUCAUGUGAUCUUUCUUGGGCACUGGCAAAGGUGUGUGUGUGUGUGUGUGUGUGUGUGUGCAUGUGUGUGUGUGUGUGCUUGCAGACAUGCAAAACUACAGCUGAUAUAAUACCUGAGUUUUUCAGUUAAGUCUUUCCACAUUUCAGUAAUGAACAGGCAAGAGUAGAACCAAGGCGGGACAUCGGUCAUCGCUUGCUGUUCGCAACCAGGCAUAACAUCACUUUCUCCGUGCAUCAACCUUUCCUGUUAAAUUUGUGCUGAAAACUCCCCUUGUGUGAGUGUGUCUAAGUCCUGCAAUCAUUCCAUAGCAGAUAAGAGAUAAGAAAGUGCCUCCUUAAUGCUCCUCAGCCCGCUUGUUUGCUAAGAUGCCUUUCUCUCGAGGUCGGCCGUUUUCAGUAUUUGUAGAUAGUGUGCUAGUUAAGACAGCUUUGUCGAUCUGGCCAGAUGCUUUUUCUCCUUCUGUCCGGAGGCCAGAGACCAUCCCAGGAAGAGUGGUGGGUGGUUUAUACACUGGAAAUGUAGCAGAAUUGUUGCAUUUAUGCUUUUUAAAAACACAUUAACUUCAGAGGAAGGAUGGGCAAAUCUGGUUUAGCUGGUGAAACCCUUAUUUUCCUGGAGAUGCCUUAACCCAUGUUGGUUUUGGCUGUAGGGUUCAGGGUCACUUUUGUUUCCUUCUCCAUGCAGGGGAGGGACUUCCCUACACAGAGCCCUGGUUUUGUGGCUUUGGGGAUCGGAGGUAGCAUUCAAAGAUCAGAUAUGCUUUUCCUCACUUUGGAGAUGAACACUCUGGGUUUUAAAGCAUUAACCUGCCUAAUCUUCGUGGUGAAAAUUAUACCUUCUCUGUUCUAGUCAUGCUGUGCAUGCUGCUUUCUGUUGGGGUCUAUAUAAAUGUGUUGAACUCAUAUCUACAUUCCAAAGAAAUUUCAAGGAACCAUAAAUAUAUGUAUACAUAUACAUAUAUAAAGUAUAUAUAUUAAAAUGAAAUUAUCUCUAUCAGGAAUACUGCCUCAGUUAUUGAACUUUUUUUAAGAAUACUUUUUUUUUAAGCUGAGAAGUAUAGGGGUGAAAAAGAUGUUAUAUUGUGUUUGACUAUUUUCCAACUUGUAUUUUCAUAUAAUUUAUAUUUUUUAAAAGCUGAAAAUUUAAAAGCAAGAUGAAAAAAGGAAAAGCAGGUGCUUUUUAAAAAUCAGAACUGAGGUAGCUUAGAGAUGUAGCGAUGUAAGUGUCUAUGUGUUUUUUUUUUUUUUUUAAAUGCAAAAAAAAUUUAUUACAGGGGAGUUUUUUUGUUUGUUUAUUUUAGUAGCUGAUGCUGGCACAUCAUUUUGCUGGAGAGUUUUUUAUAUACUGUAGCCUGAUUUCAUAUUGUAUUUUAAACUGUGUGAGAUUAAAAACAAAGAAAUUCAUUCAUAACAA
Molecule: messenger RNA, 5584 nt
Organism: Neofelis nebulosa (Clouded leopard)
Lineage: Eukaryota; Metazoa; Chordata; Mammalia; Carnivora; Felidae
Gene: ETS1
Product: ETS proto-oncogene 1, transcription factor
Exons: 8
Coding region: 383-1708 (441 amino acids)
Biological process (GO): cell differentiation; regulation of transcription by RNA polymerase II
Cellular component (GO): nucleus
Molecular function (GO): DNA-binding transcription factor activity, RNA polymerase II-specific; sequence-specific DNA binding
Source: RefSeq, a predicted model, not a curated record